Oenanthe melanoleuca is the source of this 5789-nucleotide messenger RNA. It is a transcript of the gene NOD1, whose product is annotated as nucleotide binding oligomerization domain containing 1. The transcript has 12 exons. The coding region runs from base 2515 to 5367 and encodes 950 amino acids. Gene Ontology annotation, biological process: regulation of apoptotic process. Gene Ontology annotation, molecular function: protein binding. Lineage: Eukaryota; Metazoa; Chordata; Aves; Passeriformes; Muscicapidae. The record is from RefSeq and is a predicted model, not a curated record.
CGUGGCCCGGCCAUGAUUCCAUCAGUUCCGUGAUUCCAUCAGCUGCAGCUUUCCCUGUUGGAUUCACUGCUGGUUGAAUGCGAAAAUAGUAAAUGACAGUAGAAAAGCAGUCCCGUGUUUAUAGACAGCAGUAAAAUCCCCCCACCUCCUCUGUUUCUUAAAAAAAAACCCCAAGAUUUCUCUGGUUGGAGAAAGUUUCUUUGCAUUCUAUUAUUACUUCUUAUUAUUUAUUGGUCUUUUCCCACCGGGAAGGAGUUACACGGAAGCUGCAUAAAGUCUUCCUGACAGGGGCUUCUUAACGCAUCCAAACACUAUAUAUAAAGCUCUCUUUCUAUACAAAGGAAUCUUAAAAUGUGUAGGAACAAAACCUGUGAGGGAUGUGAAUAUUUCUGUCAAAGCCUGUGCUUUUUAAAGAAAAGCUUGUCAUUUUCCCAGAUGGAGGCAGAAAUAAUUUCUUCUGUGUUCUUUUAUAUCUGUUGCUCUUCAGAUAACUAUGCUUACAAAAGCUUAUGAUACAAUCAGAAGAGAGAGAGAGAGGUGAGGGAAGAAAAACCACUGAAAGAUGCUGAUCUCUGUGACCCCAGAGCGAUGCAAGAGUUGUAAUGGAUUUACAGGAACCUGAUGUUAACAUACAGCUCCCUGGGCAUUUAUUGACAUCUGUAGCAUCAGUGAUGAUAGUUAGAGAUUGUGAAGUGGGGUGUGAUGAGUAUGCUUUAAUUCACACAAACAGAAUAAUUUAAGAUCUGCACAGGGACUCUGUGUAAGCUCUACCAAUGCGCCAUUUUUGCUAUAAUAAUAAAAGGCUGUUUUUUAGUACUUUUGGGAAUACAUUGCAUUGCUUCUCAUCAAACAUGCAGACUUUUUGUGUAGCAUGUGUGCCCAUUUGCCUCUGAUCUCUGCAUGCUUUUUACUCUUCUUGAACUAAGGAAAAUAGCUGAAGUUCUUUUAAAUGUGAGAGCUGCUGCGUGGAAAUAGAUGUUUUAUUAACUUAUUAUAGUCAAAGACUAGCUGCUGUUGCACAGCAUAAGAUGUGGAAAACCAGUCCCUUUUCUGUCUCUCCCAAUGAUAACAAAAAGUUGAAUUUAUGCUGGCCUGAUGGAGUCCAGACUACCAAGCAUAGCAAAAUUUCUAGUUCUCCUCUUGCUAUAAUGACUCUGUAGUGAGUAACUGGCACUGUAAAAUAGAUUUUCUCUGGGGAAAAAAUCUGCCUUUGAGACACAAAGGGCAUAGGGCAUUGUUUUCAUACAGCCACCUCUGGAAGAGUGAUUGUGUUUUGAAUGCUACAGACAGAAGGUUGUGCUAGUGGGGACUCCACUAGCCCUGGGCUGGCACUCAGGUUUGUGUGCUUCAGUGUUGUCUUGCCAGAGCUGGCUACUAGGUGCUGUGUAAAUCCUGAAGAUAUUCCAGCUACUGGCUGCAGGUAACUAGGUUAGUAACACAGGACUUUAUUUCACAGGCAAUUUAGAGGAACAAUUCUUGUCAGAACAUCAAGACUGCAAAAUAAAUAGGAAUGACUGAGUUUUCAGCUCUUCAGAAAUAUUAUAGAUUUGUCUCAAAUCAGUUGAUUUAAAGGACAUUUGUUAAGUUGCUCCUUGUAUUGCCUUCACUGUGUCAUCCUACACAGUUUCCUUGGGAGCAGCCAGCUCAAUAAGGACUCAGUUCCCUAGCUGACCCAAAAGUUGAAAUGAUUUUUAGCUGUUCUGUAAGAUCCUUCAGCUCCUUUAUCUACAGCAUUUACCUUUGGCAAGACCUUGUUGCAAUAAACCAGCACAUUCUUUGCUGCCAGGGGUCUUGCUAGCACUGGAAGUGGAACAGUCAUCACAGUUUUGUUAGAAGAAAGAGCUAGGAGAUCUUAAUAAAAAGAGGAUGUGAGGAGGGCAGGGCCAGGAAAAGUAGAAAUGUAUACAUGCUUGCACAAUACUGAGAGUAGAGGGAACUCAGAGGAAGCACUAGAUAGAAGUGCCAGUGCCUUCGUGCAGAAGGCAUUGGCACCAACUGCAGUUUAUUGACAUGAAUUGUACAAAACCUUGCUGGAAGUACUGAUGCUUUUACUGUACCUCUUACUAUGACAAAUUUCAUUUCCCUUUUUCAUUUCCCUCCUUAUUCCUGGCCUGAUCCCCAGCUUGCUUCCCCUUUUAAUCUCAGUUGCACAGGUUUAUGGUAGCACUGAUUGCCACACUUGCUGUUGCUUCUCAUUUGGAUUCAAUCCCCAUCAACAUUUCAUUUGGCCAAGACCCUGUCUUCCCUUUCUUCUUGGCUUUUUCAGCUGGUAGGUGAGUAUUCUCCUCUUGGGUUCUUUUUCAUUCCUUCUAGUCUGUUUCCUGCCUUCUUCACCUGAUGGAUUUUGCUGUCUUCACAAUGGCUAACUGCAUUUCCACUCCAACAUCACUGGCAGCCUCUUCAGCUCAGUGAUAUGAAGGUUUGCCUGAAGUUAAAUCCAACCUGACUUGUCACUACAAAUGGACAAUUUUUCAAAGAUGAAGCUUGGUGGAGCAGCUUCUUGGUAUCUCAACUAUGGAAGGCCAUCUUUGUGCUAAUGUGGACAUUUCAGUGAGAAAACCUCCAGGAGCAAGCCCUCGGUCCUUCAUUGCUUUGCUGAAGGUUCACCGAGAGCUUCUGGUCGGUAGGAUCCGAAACACACAAUGUUUGAUUGAUAACUUGAUUAAGAAUGACUACUUCUCCACUGAAGAUGCAGAGAUUGUUGUCCAGUUUCCUACUCAAGCAGAUAAGGUUCGCAAAAUUCUAGACUUGGUUCAAAGCAAGGGAGAAGAAGUUUCGGAAUAUUUCGUCUAUGUCCUGCAGAAAGUCACUGAUGCUUACUAUGAACUUCAGCCUUGGCUGGAUGAAAUAGGUUAUGAGCCUUCAGAGAAUAUUUGUAGUAAACCUGUGGUAAAUACAGAUCCAGUUAGCAGGUAUUGCCAGAAACUCAGACAUGAACUGGGACGGGACUCCAAGUUUGUUAUGUUGUAUGCUCAGAAGGAGGAGAUGCUGCUUGAAGAAAUCUACUCCAACAGUAUUAUGGAGCUGGUCAGUUUUACCAAUGAGAGUCUUGGCCAGGUGGGUCAAUUAGAAGCCCUUUUUGAUGAUGCAGUUGGGCUAAUUAAUGAAGAUGGAGAGACUGUUUAUGUCUAUGGUGAUGCAGGAAUUGGAAAAUCCAUCUUGCUGCAAAAGAUACAAAGCCUUUGGGCCAGAAAAGAAUUGGACAUAGGGGCCAAGUUUGUCUUCUGUUUUCGGUGUAGGAUGUUUAGCUGCUUCAAGGAAGAUGAAGCAAUAUGUUUGAAAGACCUGCUCUUCAAAUAUAAUUGCUACCCAGACCAGGACCCCACUGAAGUGUUCCAUCACAUCUUGCAGUUCCCCCAUACAGUUCUUUUCACUUUUGAUGGCUUUGAUGAGAUCUAUUCCAACUUUGAUCUCAGCAGCAUACCUGAGAUAUGCUCACCCAAUGAACCCAUCCACCCCCUGGCACUGCUCGUAAGCCUUCUCAGAGGAAAGCUUCUUAAGGGAUCCAAGAAAAUUCUUACUGCCAGGACAGGAACUGAGAUCCAAAAAAACAUCAUUAGGAAGAAAGUGUUGCUCCGUGGUUUCUCCAGGAACAACCUGAAGGAAUACACAGCUAUGUUUUUCAAAGAUGAGCGGCAACGAGCACUGGUAUCAAACCAGUUGGAAGCUAACCCGAAUCUUUGCAGUUUGUGUUCAGUGCCUUUAUUUUGCUGGAUUAUCUUUAAAUGCUUUGAGCACUUCCACUCCAUGUUUGACAGCCAUGAGCUUCCAGAUAGUUCUGUUACAUUAACAGAUGUGUUUUUGCUCAUGAUUGAAGUCCACCUGAACCGAUCUGUGAAAACAAGUUUGCUGAAGAGCAAUAUCAGGAGCCAAACACAGAUGUUCAAAUCAAGGAAGGAAAGUCUUCUAGCUUUGGGUAAAAUGGCAUACAAAGGGAUGGAGAACUCUUCCUUUAUCUUUGAGCAGGAGGAAGUCUCAUCAGCAAAUAUCUCUGAAGAAGAUUUGCAAUUGGGCUUUCUCAGGACAGUUAAAGGUUACAGUGGCUGUCACAGUCAGGCCACUUACGAGUUCUUGCACUUAACCCUUCAGUCUUUUUUCACAGCUUUGUUCUUGGUUAUGGAGGAGAAGGUGGGUACCAAGGAGUUACUUGAGUUUUUCAAUGAAUGUUCUUCCAUGGAGACUGCCCAGCCUACUUGCCUUCGUAUCCCCUGGAAGAAACAACUAUCAGGGGAGGAUCCUUUCCAAAAUAAAGAGCACUUUAAUUUUACCAACAUGUUUCUUUGUGGCCUACUUUCUGGAUCCAGGCAGAAGCUCUUCAAACAUUUAGUUUCGCCUGCAGUCAUUAAGAGGAAGAGAAAAACUCUCUUCACAUACCUUGGGAAGAGCAUGAAAUCCCACCUGAAAGGCUACACUCGGUCCAGGCUUAAAAGCUACAAUCAGGUGCAGAUGCAUCCCAACUUUGUGUGGAUGCUGAGGUGCCUGUACGAGACGCAGAGUGAGAAGGUGGGGAGGAUGGCAGCCCGCCGCAUGCACGCCAACUACAUCAAGCUGGCCUACUGCAACGCCCACUCUGCCGACUGCAGCGCCAUUGCCUUCGUGGUGCACCACUUCCAGAAGCGCCUGGCUCUGGAUCUGGACAACAACAACAUCAAUGACUAUGGAAUAAGGCAGCUGCAACCUUGUUUCAGCAAGCUUGCAGUGAUCAGGCUCAGUGUAAAUCAGGUCACAGAUCAUGGUGUAAGGAUCUUGUAUGAAGAACUCUCCAAGUACCAAAUUGUGUCUUUCCUGGGCUUAUACAACAACCAAAUCACUGAUGUUGGAGCCAAAUAUGUUGCAAAACUAAUUGAAGAGUGUUCAAGCCUGGAAUAUGUUAAAAUAGGAGCAAACAAAAUAACGAGUGAAGGAGGGAAGUGCCUUGCCCAGGCCAUCCAGAAGAGCAAGACAAUGUUUGAAAUUGGGAUGUGGGGUAAUCAAGUUGGAGACGAAGGAGCAAAGGCAUUUGCAGAGGCCCUGAGGAACCACCCCAGGUUAACAAACGUGAGUCUUGCAUUCAAUGGCAUCACAACAGAGGGAGGCAAAAGUAUUGCUGAAGCCAUGCAACACAACAACUCCGUGAGGAUAUUCUGGUUGACUAAAAACGAGCUGGAUGAUGAGGCAGCAAUGAGUUUUGCAGAGAUGCUGAAGGUCAACAAGAAACUGGUGCAUUUAUGGCUUAUCCAGAAUCAAAUUACAGCCAAAGGGGUGAAGUGCCUCAGCGAAGCUCUCAAGGAGAACACGACUAUUAAAGAAAUCUGCUUGAAUGGGAACCUGAUGAGCCAAGAAGAGGCCAAAGCUUUUGAAAAUGAAGAGCGGAUCAUUUGUUUUUGAAUGGGGACUUUCCCAUUUUGCCAAGUUGGUGGUAACAAAGGUUACUCCUACAUUUGGAGUGCAGAGUUUAUAAAGGCAUAAAUCUACAGUGCUUGUGGCAGGAAACAGAUAUACAAUAAGCUGCCUUUUUAUGAACACACUGCACUCUCUCAGCUCCAUCCCUUACCCUGCCUGUUAUUCUUAAUCCUUUUGGUGAGUGGGAAGUUGCCUGGGUAAAUAAUUAAUGUUUGCUCGGUGCUUUGAAGAUGAAAUGCAAAGUGUUAACAGACUAAAUCUGCUGGCAGGUGUAUGCAGUUUGAUAACUGAGUUUAGAUCUAUUCUGUACAGUGAUGUAAAUAAUCUCUUAACUUAUUUAUAUAUAUAAAUAAAGACAUACAAGUAUACAUAUGCAAGAAAGGGUGCAAGAUGCAAAAACUCCACCA